UAAUCCGGAAGUGAUAGCGGCUCGCCGCUUGGUAGUUAUAAGCGUUAAUUGUUGACAUGUAAGUAAGCUAAUGUCCAGCUCUGCUGGCCAAUAUGUGGCUAGUUUGACACUUUAACAAGUCCAAAAAAUUCCCGCACGGUGUAUUUUGGAAUAAUAUAUUAUAUAGGAACGAACACUUUAGUUGGGCGUGUUUAUACCGCCUGCCUACCUCGCUGAUUGUGUGUGCUCAUCUCCACCUCAGAUUCUCAUCGCAACCCAACAAAUGUUCUAAACAGCUCCUCCAUGCCCAAUUCAUCAAACGGUCCCGCGGUGCCAGCAGAACCAUCAGCAAUGCAAAGACCUACUGCCAGCGAGCAUGAAGGGGGCCACCGCCUCAUUGGCUCCCUCGCCUGUGAGGUGGGCGUAGCUCGUCGGGCGUCUAGCGACGAGCUGCUCCUUCCCCGGACCUUUCCAGUCACUCACUCCCGGGAGAAGUUCUACACGGUUUGCUCAGACUACGCCCUCCUCAACCAGGCGGCGGCGGUGAGGAAGCAGGACGACGGGCUGGUGGCGCCCAAGCCGCAGGCGGCAGGUGACAGCAUGGUGUCUGAUGGCGACUGUGAGAUGGAAGAUGUGACCUCCGGCAACAUGAAGACCACCCUGGCGUGGGAGAUUGACACCAGCGACUUCAAGGCAGUGCUUACACGAAAAAUUCGAACAGGCAACGUGAAGAAGUGCGGCACCAAGAAGCUGAAGGCGGACCGACCCAGCCGCAAUCUGCAGGACAUCCCGCCUCAUGCCUCUCUGGAGGACGUCAAACAGCGGAAAGUUCUGGACCUCAGACGCUGGUACUGUAUCAGCCGGCCACAGUACAAGACGUCAUGUGGGAUCUCGUCAUUGGUGUCGUGUUGGAACUUCCUGUACAGCACGCUGGGGGCAGGAAGCCUGCCGCCCAUCUCUCAAGAGGAGGCGCUGCACAUCCUGGGCUACCAGCCGCCUUUUGACGAGAUCAAGUUUGGGCCAUUCACGGGAAACGCCACGCUCAUGCGGUGGUUCCGGCAAAUCAACGACAACUUCCGCGUGCGAGGCUGCUCGUACAUCCUGUACAAGCCGCACGGCAAACACAAGACGGCGGGGGAAACAGCGGAGGGAGCGUUGCUGAAGCUGACCCAGGGCCUGAAGGACAGCUCCAUGGCGUACAUCUACCACUGCCAGAACCACUACUGCUGCCCCGUGGGCUUUGAGGCCACGCCCCUCAAAGCAGCCAAGGCCUACAGAGGUCCUCUGCCCACCAGUGAGAUGGAACACUGGAUCCUGAUUGGAGAACCCAGCAGGAAGCAUGCGGCUAUCCACUGUAAAAAGUGGUUGGACAUCGUGACCGACCUCAACACCCAGAAUCCAGAGUACCUGGACAUUCGCCACACGGAGAAGGGCAUCCAGAGGCGCACCACCAAAAAGGUGGGCGGCAACCUGCACUGCAUCAUGGCCUUCCAGAGAGUCAACUGGCAGAAGCUGGGCCCCUGGGCUCUCAAUCUGGAGAACCUGCGUCACGACACGGAGGAAGUGGAGGCGAGGACGUCUGCCAAGCGCCUGGUCCAGCUGGGACGCUCGCACAGCAUGGGUAGUCAGAAGGACGCCACCUGGAGGUGCCUGCCUAACACUGCAGAGAACAGACAGAGGAGCUCCCCCAACAGCGACCUGGAGGAGGACGAGACGGACUGAAUCCCCCAGGUCGACCCCGCAGGAAGGCACAGCUGUCAAGAAGGCCCGUAAACAGGGUUCACUUGUAAUACCACCUCCAUCCAGAGGCGGCAGUGGCGUAAAGUACUCGUAAAAGUGCUGUGACAUCAUCAUCUUGGGACUGUUUUCUCUGGCGGAUAAAUACAAAUUUGAUGUAUUUGUAUAAAAACAAGUUGUUACAUGAUAGUACUAUUUAUUUGUACGUAAACAGUGACGUAAUGUCACCUUACGUCGUACUUUUUACCUUUCUUUUGUCUUUAUAGACUAAAAGAAAAUGUACAUUGUAAACCUACUUGGUUGUAUUUAGUAAUGUAUAUAGUAUUUUUCCAUCAUUGUUUGUUUAUAGCGACCACCCAGACUCGUUUUUCCCUCACUGGUGACAUCACUGUACACGCACGAGUGUAUUUGCUGUUUAUUUUCCAAUAAAUGAUGUCUCCUGAGGCCAUCAUCUUCACGUUAUAUUUCCACGUCCGUGUCCACCGCUGCCUCUCCCUUCCAAAUGUCGUCUCAGCUCGGCAAUCUGAUCGGGACCCACGCGACAGCAACCCCCUGACGGACAAAUGCAGUGUCAGUUCCGAUCCAGAAGAUGGUGCUGUGGUGAAAAAAGCCAUGAACUUAUGAAUUAAUUGUACGGUGUUUCCCAUACUUUGUUAUUUGUGGCGGCCCACCACCAAUACAUUUGGACAAAUAAAUUGAUUGACCAUAUAAUAACACAUUUAUGUAUUUAAUUCAAAUUUUAUUUCAGUAUUUUUUUAUUACAUUAUUUUGUAAUUAAAUUAAUAUAAUGGUGUAUUUAUUUAUUUCAUGAAUUAAAGGAAUUCUCAAUCUUCCCGAUCUCCUGACUGUGUGGCCAACAUGCUAACCACUUAAUGGUGUAUUUGUUGUUGUAUUUCAUGAAUAGGACUUUUAUUAAAACAUUCAUGUAUUUUAUGUAAUUAAUGACACAUUUAAGUAAUAAUUUCAUGGUGUAUUAAUUUCACGAAUUAAAGGAACUUUUAAUAUCAGGUUUACUUAAGGUUUAAUUCCAAUUUUAUUUAAUGAAUGACAUUUAAAUAAUUAUUAUUUAAUGGUGUAUUGAUUUCUUUAUUUCAUGGAUUUAUGGGAAUUUUAAUAACAUUCAUGUAUUCAGUUACAAUUUUAUUUAAUUAAGGGCAGGUUUAAGUAAUAAUUUAAUAGUGUAUUUAUUUGUUUCAUGAAUUAAAGGAACUUUUGACAACACAUUUAUGG
Molecule: messenger RNA, 2946 nt
Organism: Dunckerocampus dactyliophorus (ringed pipefish)
Lineage: Eukaryota; Metazoa; Chordata; Actinopteri; Syngnathiformes; Syngnathidae
Product: basic immunoglobulin-like variable motif-containing protein
Exons: 10
Coding region: 283-1701 (472 amino acids)
Biological process (GO): nucleotide-excision repair
Cellular component (GO): nucleus
Molecular function (GO): single-stranded DNA binding; DNA endonuclease activity
Source: RefSeq, a predicted model, not a curated record